CAAUACACGAGACGGACGUAUCCCUGUCGAGCAAGCAAACCGGCAAACAGAGCUUUCAAUUUCGUGGUUGUUGUUUUUAUUCCCGACAGUUUAUUCUGAGUGCCGAUCGGGAAGACCGCGAAGUCGUCGGUGGUGAGCUUUCGGGGGCUUCAAAGCUGCCAGUGUGACUCACUGAGACGCGCGGAGGCAGCGUGAGGGAGAGUUACAUAAGUCUGGAUCGGGUUGUGCUGUGACUUGUUGUUGCCGCAUUCGAUCUAUGGAACGCGAAGAAGAACAACCGCCCAACGGGAGUGAGAACAUCCCGAAUGUGUAAAUUUGGGAUUGUGAUGAAGAGUUCUGUUUUGGGGGCGACUGUAAAUAACAACAUUGCUCGAUUGUGGCUAGUGCUUAUUUAAGUGAAAAACGAGUAUCAGUGAUUUACUGAAAUUGUGGCAAACUUACAAUUAUAUAGUUGAAAGUGGGUGAUGCAAAUGAUGCAACGAGAGCUGACUGAAAAACAUGCAACGGAAGGAUUUUAACGGGCGUAGGAUUUAGCAGGAAACGAACCUUCACUCAUCUUCACAACAGCAAAGUUACAGAAAUGAUAUCAUUAAGAACCAAACAGAGUGCAAUGGAAGUGACAACAAAAAUAUGAAUCCAGUCCAGACAGUGACAGUGUGUUGAUAAUCAACAAACUCAUCGUUUAUUCUUGUCGAUCCUGAGUAAACAACACGGGAAUUCGAUCAUCGCCGUUUGGAGGAAAACCACAAAGAAAACAAGUUCUACUGGAGUCAAGUGAUCCCUCUGGAUGAAAAAAAAAAACGAACGAAUGAGAUAAGCUGAUGCCUAACAGAACGAGACAGAAUCGUUGGGGAUAACUUGCGACUUUUUGCGCCAACCGUGUGUGUGUGUGUGUGUGUGUGUGUGUAUCUGUGUUCCCGUUGUGUGAGCCGAGUGAAUAUAGCAAAAAAUAAUACGUGAAAAUAGUAAAUAUCAAAGUAGAGAUCCAGUGGGAACUAGGAGUGCUAGCUCACACAGCUCUUCAAGAAGUGUUCGAAUGGCAACGACACAAAAUUAGCUAGCAAAGGGGAUUUGAAUAAGCUAGAACGCAAUUUUGUCGAUCCAGAACCAAACAACGAACGUGUCUGAGUGUGUCUGAGUGCUAAGCAAGUGUUGUGUAGGCUUCUGGAACCAACUCGACGUUCACGUGAUCGCUAAAAUUAGCGCAAACCCUUACGCAGUCCAACAGAACAAUCAUCGCAUCGCAAUCAUGAGCACUCUCAAUUAGCAUGUGUAUCAUAAUCGGAUGCUAAGGAUUAAAGCGCCGAAGGAACACCACCAUAUCGCAAAGAUCGAAAAUUCAUAAUCUAUGGGCAUCGUAUAAACCAAAGCUAAACACCAUGGCCGGAACGCAACCACCCCGGAGCGUGACGCCGAACGUGCAGCAGGACUACGAUGUGACGCGUAUGCGAGAAGAGGACUUUGAGCGGCUGGCCGUCUACAUUGUGCCGGAUGUGCCCUGCGAGAAGGGCGUUCCGAACCGGGCGGAGAAAACUCUGCCCCGGAGUUUGACGCUGAAGCCCUCGCUGGUCCUGUCGACGCCUACGGCAACGACCGAAGGAGUAUGGAGUACGGGUGUGAUACCCCGUGGUACCCGAUUCGGCCCAUUCGAGGGGGUCCGGACGCCAAGCCAUCCCAGCGACAAGCAGCUGUGGCGGUAUUUUUGGAGGGUGCAAGAGCUACGACAUGUCUCCUAUGGGAACAUUAAGAUUUUCAAAGACAGUGACUUUUACUAUCUGGACGGUUCGGAACCGGCCCAGUCCAACUGGAUGCGAUAUGUCGCGUCCGCCUAUAGCUUUUCCGUGAUGAAUCUGGUUGCCUGCCAGCACCAGGAGCACAUCUACUUCUACACCAUCCGGGACAUUAUGCCCAACGAAGAGCUGAUGGUGUGGUACUGUCGGGACUUUGCAAAGCGGCUCGGAUACGACAUCGAUCCGGAGCGGGCAACCUACUCGAUCUGUAGGGAGGAAACGCUGAAGAAAACCUACGCCACAAUCACGAAGGCACCCGUCCCACCGGAGGUUGCCUACAGUCACGUGAAACACGUGAUGGGUCUGUACCUGCCUGCAAUCCGAAAUGCCCCGACGCCGAGUCCAUCGCCUCCCGCAGCGACACCGGUCACGACUGUGGUCGUCCCGUCCAAGCACCAGAUCCAUCAGACGGUACUGCGGGAACCGAGAAGCUCAAUUGAAGUUCGUGAUCGGUCCCCGAUCAGGAUUGUGAUCCAGGAGCAGAGUCCCCUGCGGGAAAGUGCAAAAGAGGUGGAUGCCGAUUCACCGAUCUCCCAGAAUGGGAAGGAAGCUCACUACGAGCACCAGCUGACGCCAAACGAUGGCUCGGUGAGGUCCGACGAGGGAUACCACAGCAAUGGGUAUCAUGAGGAUGGAUUUACGCCACCGGAGGACUCCAGCGAUAGUGAGAGUGAGCACAACUACGUUUUGGAUUGCUCAAAAAAGGCAAUCGCGCCGAAGGAAACCAGUGUGAGUCAGAAGAUGGAAGUUUGUGAUAAAAAUGAGUACCGAAAGGUGAAGAUGAAGAUGCCAUUGAAGUAUGAGUUCAAAAACAACAAGAACUUUAAAGCUGAGAAAGAAGAGGUCGUAGAGGAGGAAGAAGUGGCUUCUACGCGGGAGGUCACACCUGCAACCAGCACUGUGCUUGUGUUGGAUACCUCACCGGAAGCGGUUGUACCUCUGACCAAAACAUACUACGAAGCGGAGACCUCCACGUCCCCUGCAACCUUUAUCCGGUACACACCUCCAAGCUCAAGUAUUCUCGAGACAAUACUCACCGGCAGCCGACCUCAGGUAGAUGAUCCUCUACAGAGGCAGCCCAAUGCUACACCACCUCCAACCUCACCCACAGAGAUGGCCUAUUCGUACAAAAAAUCACAACGAUAUGGGAAUGUGUGUAGUCCAGACUCUAGCUCCCAGAAUCCGGUUGAAUCCAGUGAGAAUGCGCUUCAGGUGAUACAGGAAGCGAAGAUGAACCACAGCGUCGAGCAACGUGAAUCUCAAUCUCCAACGAUUGUCUACAAAUCCGAGUACAGACCGCACUCACCUCAUCCAUACGAACCCCCAACGCACGAUUACUCCAUCUAUCCCUCCCAGAGUAGCACCGUCAUCAACAGUGCUUCCAGUUCGACAUACUCGCCACCGCUUAACGGUGGUCACUACGAGAGACUGACAACGCAUACAAUCCAGUCGCCUAGCGGGUUCAUACAGCUGCAGCCCAAAGGUCAGCUACCACUGGGUCAUCCCCUUAUGCAACCUCUUCCCCCGCUAACGCACAUGUCGCCUGGACGAGGCUCACCCCCCAGCAGUCUUAGUCCCGAUGGUGGGUCGUACUCCCGAUGUGGCAGCCCAAUGAGUCCCGGAAGUCCCGGCUCCCGGGGCUACCGAAGCCUGCCAUAUCCGCUGCGUAAACGAGAUGGGAAGAUGCAUUACGAGUGCAACGUAUGCAGCAAGACGUUUGGUCAGCUGUCCAAUCUUAAGGUCCACCUGCGCACCCAUUCCGGCGAGCGACCCUUCAAGUGUAACGUUUGUACCAAAUCCUUCACUCAACUUGCCCACCUGCAAAAGCACCAUCUAGUGCACACUGGCGAGAAACCACACCAAUGUGAUAUCUGCAAGAAGCGCUUCUCCUCCACGUCCAACCUGAAGACCCACCUGAGGCUACACAGCGGCCAGAAGCCGUACGCGUGCGACCUAUGUCCCCAGAAGUUUACCCAAUUUGUGCACCUCAAGCUGCACAAACGACUGCACACCAAUGACCGGCCGUACGUGUGCCAAGGUUGUGAUAAGAAGUACAUUAGCGCCUCGGGUCUGCGAACACACUGGAAGACGACCAGCUGCAAGCCAAAUAAUCUGGAGGAAGAACUAGCCCUAGCUGCCGCCGCUACCUCUGAGUGUAUAGAUAAAGACCAAUCGGAGACUGACCAGAGGGACUACUAUGAUAUGCAACAUAUGAGUCACCCAGCAGGAAUGGGCCAGCCUCAGCUUCGGCAUGGUAGUGGCCAUGGUUCCCCUCCUAUGCUCAGUAUGCCCCCACAACCUCACACGGGUCCACCACCGCCAAUGCAUUCGAGCCAUCUUAUGCAGGGUCAUCUGGGUCCGGAACCGGUUAUACAGAAAGUGGGCAAGAUCCAGUACCCUUCGUCCAGUCAUCAGAGUAAUAACAACAACAACAACCCCAGCGUACUGAACGGCAACGUGAUCAAUGGUGGACCCCAUUUGCAAUACCUCGGAAGUCCCUUCUCGACGCAGGGUGCUCCGACGCAUCAGCAAACACCACCUCCGCCGCCACCGAUCCAUCACCACCAUCACGCCCCACAGCAGCCCUCCGCUGUGGUUGGCCCCGAUCCAACCAACAGGCCUAGCGUGAUCGAAUCAAACCAACCGAUGGUCAUCGAGUGUACGUAGCUUCAACUCAAUGGUCCGCCGGGAGGACCUCCAGUCCAGUUCCCAGAUGGUGCUACCAUCUGGCGACAGGACAGUGUAAUUCGCGUGCUCGGCUGAAUGCGGUAGUGACACACACAAACAAAACAAGUUGAGUAACAACCUACUUGCAAAACAAUGAUCUUUUUUCGCGCGUAAGAUUUAAGGAUUAAAUAACUGUGAAUACUAGUUUUAAGGUGUUACAGACGUAAAACAACACACACAGCUAGCUUUUAAGAGAACUAUAAAUUUAUAUAUUUAUUUUUUACCUAUUAUCACGGUAGAGAAGUGAAUCAGCGAAAGGGAGAUAAACUAUUUUUAAGUGUUCUUAAAAUCUACUAAUUAUACGAACGCUAGUGCAGCUUGUCAUUUUUCAUGAAAAAGUAGAAGGAACAAGCUUUUUGACAGCGCAGGCAGACCCUAGUUGUUUGUUUUUGUUGGCUUCUAUUUUUCGGUGCCACACGUGUAAAUAUAGGCGGUAACAAAAUGGCGAUACGAAAUUGGACCAUAUGUGUAUAUUUGGCAGGUCGGCAAUUUAGGGCUUUUGUGUUGUCAAUUUUCGUUGUGUUUGAAUUUUUACGGAUAGAAGAACGGGGUUGAACUGGAGUGUACAGUGACUUAGUAGAUAUGUGACGCUUGUUAGAGUUGAGUGUUGAAUGUUGAAUGUUAGGACAAUUGCGAAAGUGAGAUUCACUAGAGAGAGAGAGAGAGGUAGAACGGUGAACAUUAUUACACGAGCAACAGACUGAUAUUUUUUUCCUUAUUACACCUAGGCAAAAAUACGAUACGAAUAGUGAGGAAUCGAGAACAAAAAACUGAAACAAAUUUGGCAAAUAAGAUGGGAAAAAAUUAAGAUAUUUUGUUUUUUUUAAUAGUAUGUAAUUGUAGAAUUGAAAUGCUCAGAGAGGAGAAUGCGGGCUGUAGGGUGUAAAACGUAAUUGGAUGUGUGUAAUGGGUGGAAUGUGUUGGAAUUAAUUUAUAAUCGGUUUGCGGUUUCCCGAACUGCACCGAAAUUGAUAAUCAAAUGUCCAAGUUGCUGUUAAAGCUCGUUUCCACCGGAAAUGUGUUGGCAGUGAACCAUUCGAUGUCUGUCAAGCUGGUAGAUCUCGAAUCGAUUCCCGAAGUAAAUGUUUUACUUAAGGUGGCCGUACACUGUUUGCCCGGAGGUCAAAUAUUUGAUAUAUUUUGACAGAUAAAGUUUGAUUUGAUAUUUGUACAAACACUAUUUUGUUUGCCACUCUUAAAUAUUCAACAGUGUUAAACAAUGUCAAACACCGAACAUGGAUAAAAUCGACUGAAAUAUUCAAGGUAACCUAACCAUGUACCGACAGGUUCGAAGAACAGACUAAAAAAGUAUUCGAGGCAUCCAAAAAUUGAAUAUUUGCUUGUUGUGUUUUGUGUAGCAUAUAUUUGAUCAGUACACGUCGACCAAAUUUUAUCUGUCAAAAAGAGUCAAAUAUUUGGCUUCAGUCAAACAGUGUAUGAGCACCCUUACAAGACAGAUUACGAGUUUGGAAAGUAAUUUCUACUAGAGGAUUAUCUCAUAAUGAGGCAAUACUGCACUGAAUAACAAGGUUAAAUUGCAGCACACGGAAGUACUAGUAAUUGAUUCCGUUUAUAAAAAAAUGUGAUCUUCAACGAAAAAGCGAGCUCAAUCAAAAUAAUUGAAUACAAUUUUGGGUCAUUCAAAAAUAGUCCGCAAAUGUUUGUUAAAUUUUGAAUUAAAUUCUGCUUUACUAAGAAUCAAUUUAUCGUUUUUUAAUCUGUCCUGUUGUGAGCGGUAGAGCUCUGAAUUGAUCGUUGGACCUUUCAGUAACACCUCAUAAUGAACGACUUUCUUCUCAUCACAUUCACAGCAUCACCUUAUUUGGCGUCAAUCCAGGCUUUGAAAUGAUGGUUUGCGAUGCUCACCUCAUAAUUUUUUUUUCUAACGCUGUUUUUGUGCGUUGACUUUCUCUUGACUCUGUUUGCAUGCCGGUUUUGCUCGACCAGUUACAAUAUGUCAUCAACUUUUCCAGUGAAUGGCCGACCAUGUCAAUAAUUAGCAGCAAAAAAUGUUCUUUCAUUUUCAAAUCGAUAUGUAUAUCUUCCGACACGAUCGGUGAAUUACCAAACAUUGUUUACUAAACAAGUAAUCUGAAUUGUCAUCUUCAAGGUACGUGUGAGUUUGACACAAUUGGAUUAGUGUUGCCCCUUAUAUGUCGCCAUCUAGUGACAAAUAACCGCGGAUACUUUUUAAAUUAUCCAAGCCUUCAUUUGUCGUUUUUCUCGUUUCGUAUGGAAGCUGCACAAUUUUCCUAUCUUUCAGGUGAUUUAUCAGCACCUCGCCGAAGAAAUUCGUUGUGUUUUGAGCCAAACUAGUCAUCGAUCCAUUUUCUCGCUGCUCAGCGAGCGCGUUUCCCAUCGAUGAAAAUAAAUUCUUAUCGGAUGCAGCCAAAUCUGGUGAAUGAGCCAUCUGUGGUAGUUGAUAGCAAUCGAGGAGUUCUACUGUUUCCCUGGCCGGUUUUGCUCGGUAUGAAGGAGCGUUUUUAUCAAGAAAAACCACUUUGUGAUCCCUUCUCUGUCAUUUUUAUAAAAUUUCCUAAUGCGAUGCACAAAAUCCGUCAUUUUCAAGAUUUAAUUUUUGAAAUGUUGUGGCUGCAUAAAACUUCUGGUAUUUUUUUGACGUGGGACUACGUCUAACCGUAGUAAAGGGGGGGGGGGGUGGUUCAAAUGAAAACAUAAACACAGAACAUGCAAGAAAAAAUGAAAGAUUCCGAGUACUUAUAACUCGAACAUUUCUUACUGUAUCGGAAAGAUGUUUGCAUCAAUUGAUAGGGAAUAUUUCUACGCAUCUAUCGCAAUUAAUAAAAUGUUAUUUUUCAUUAAAUAAACAAUUGAAUAACUGUAAAAUGUUAAGUGUUUUCUAAACGCCCUAACUACCUCGUUUUGAUUGGCCCGAUUUACGGUUUCCCCAACAAAGCCAUCAUAACCAAGCAGCCUUGGGGAAUCGGCAUUGCAAAUACAUGGAAGUAUGGAGAUUCUUGUUCUCACCGAAAUGUGUUCCCUAAAACAGAAUUCAAAACCAAGCAGUGUUGGAGAAAUCGGCAUUGCAAACACAUGAAAGUCGGGGGUAUUUUUGUUCCGACUGAAAUGUAUUUCCCUAACAAAUCCAUGGAGCAUGGGGAAAUUGGUAUUGCAAAUUAAUGCAAGUCGAGGGUAUUUUUUGUUCCGACCGCAAUGUGUUUUCCCAACACAUAUUUCAGAACCAAGGUGUAUGGGGGAAUUGGCAUUGCAAAUUCAUGCAGGUCGGGGGUAUUUUUGUUCCGACUGAAAUGUGUUUCCCUAACACAGACUUUAAAUCUAAGGAGCGUGGGGAAAUCGGUUUUGCUAAUAAAUGCAAACUGCGAGUACUUUUGUACUCGCUUGCCUUUGUGCAGACUAGAAUAUGUUUCCUUAACACGGUCUUCUCAACUUAGGAACCUGGGAAAAUCUAGCAGACAUUAGAGGCGAAUGAACUGAAAAGUUUAAAACCUCUCUAAUUCAUUAUCAGUCAUCAGUCAGUCAGCAGAUAUUAGAGGCCAAUGAACUUUCAAGUUUAAAGGCUCUAUAAUAUAAAAAGUAUAAGUUGAAGUUGUUGAUUCAUGCAAGCAGGGGUACUUUCCUCACCCGCAUGUUUUUUGCACUCCGAAAUGUGUUUUCCUAACACGGAUUACAAAAACGGGUACGAAUACAACGCUUUGGCUCGGUUAUUCAAGAUUGCAGUGAAGGAUAUGCCUUCAUAUUUUCUGCUCACUGAAUUUCUGGUACUGAGUGCCUGAAGUUCUUCAAAUCAAGCAAAUUCGCGGUUCGAGAAGUACGUGCACAUGAGAGAUGCAAAGUUCAGAGGAAAAUGGAAAAUAAAAUAAUCGUUUGAUAAUUCUUCCGUUCACAUAUUCUGUCCUAGGCAUCAUACCAAACGUGAAAGGACUGUCAUUAACUUUACUUGUAACGAAGAACAUAAUCUAUCACAAUUUUGACCUUACAUGACAUUACUUUAAACUCUUUACUCACAAAGCAAAUAUAUUAAAUUCGAUUGAAUUGGGAAAUUGUUUAGUUCAAUCAAAAAUUUAAUCAAUACAAACAAAUGAUUGCUAAGCUGAGCUAGUCCCACGUCAAUUUUGCGGUUAUAUCAUAGCUAUAACCCACCCAUUUUUUUCUGAUAGCUUUUCUGUUGAUCAUUUGUCUGUUAGAACCAAGGGAUUGCUAAGAUGGCCGCCUUUCUGUAGACAGCAUAGAAACUCACGAGCAUAGAACUCAUAACCUGAAAUUAAAAACGAAGUGCUCCUGUAGCAGUGAUUUUAAUUACAAAUCGUCAAGAAAGUUUCCGGAUGGGUAUCCAAACAUAACUUGCCAAAGAAAACUAUCCAACGUAUUCAAAUAUUAACAUAUAUGACUCCAAAGAGUAAACAAUACGUGAGCCCCCUGAGCGCUAGUCCUGUUUUAUGCUGCCUACGCGAUAGGGUUGCCAGAGCCCCGGCUGGAACAGCUUCCAACGAAUUUGGACUAGUUUUUGAACGUCACUUUAUUCUGGGAUUUCCUAAAAACUAUUUAGGCUUCAUGGUGAUGUAUAUUCAAUGAGCACAAAAACUAAAAAAGAUGGGAAAAUAACCAAAUCUGCCGAAAUUCGUGAACAUUCGUCUAUAUAUGAUAAUAUGAAGGAUAAGUCGAUUGCGAAUAACUUGUUGUCACAAAUGAGCCUUUCAAAGGUGCUGUCGAAUUAUUUGAUUUAUGAGUAGCUACAUCUCAUAAAAAUUUUGUUUUAUUAGCAACAGCGCGUAGUCGUGCAUAAUCUGUCAAAGCUGAACCCUCAGUUUCGGUAAUCAUUUCAUCAUCGGUCUUAAAUUUCUUGCCAGCGAGCAUUCUCUUCAGGUCUGCGAACAGAAAAUAGUCACUGGGGGCCAGAUCUGGAGAAUACGGUGGAUGCGGAAGCAAUUCGAAGCCCAAUUCAUGCAAUUUUGCCAUCGUUUUCAUUGAUUUGUGAUUUUUCCAUUUUUUUUUGUCACAAUAACAAAAGUUGCUUCAAUCUCAAUGCUGUAACUCACGAAACAAUCGACCGAUUGCUGUCACAUUUUGACACGUAUCCAUUGAAAGAUGGUGCUUCGUGAUAGUCAAGAUGGAGUCGCCAUCUAGACGUCAACCUUAUGAACUUUUCAGCCGAACUGUUGAUAUGGCAAUAUAAGAUAAUAUGAGUGAGCGAAUCAAGAUUCACAUUGCAAAUAAGCUCACAAUAAAACUUUUCGCGUACUUUGCCACAUACUCGGCCUAGACCGAGAAAGAUAUAUACAUGCAGCUUAUGUUCUCCUUUUCACUCUUCGAAAACACUUUCCAAUAUCAUUUUAUAAUGAGGUGUAACAUUAUAACGCCUUUGCGCAACAGCACUGGUAGCUAUAUGGAUAGCGUGGUCGUGUGAAACAGCUUUGCAUUCCAGCCGGCCUUGGUUUGAUCCCCAUUGACGUCGCAUGGACUUUUUUCUGGCACAAUCCCAAAUGAAAUGAGAAAAGGAAAAGAGAUGUCUGCUCCCAUACAUACAAACCUUUUUUAAGCUUUUCAAACAGCUCCUUAUUUGCGCAUUUGACCCUCCGGCACACAAAAACGCAUUAUUUAUACCAAAGAUGAAUUGUUUUCAGUCAACCCUAGUUUGGGUGUAAUCUUCUGGUAUUGAAGCUCACGUCUUGGCGAUAGCAGCCUCCGAAGAAGCGACACUUGAGUUGAGUAUACACAACCCUUAGGCUCAACCUACAUCCACAUUGAAUUGUCGAAAGGGCUCAAAUCAGGACUGCUUGGAGGUCAAACAUCUUUUGGCUGAAAUAACAUGUUCUCCUUCAGCCAGGUAUGGAUCCGUUUAGAGAUAUGACAUGGUGUUCACUCUUAUUGUAAAACAAUAUUCUCGUGUUAAGGUGAAGGUGGAAGCUAGCCACAAAUGGUUGCCACAAUGGCGCUCAUUUCUUUCAUCUCCCUCCCUUACCCCUCGCCAGAAAAUCAAUAAUUUUGCGAAACAGUGUGAAGAAAAUGAUCGUUUGCACACACUUCCCACUAAGUAAUAUUAACCAAAAUCUACUCGCCAAAUAUUCAAUUUUCAUCUGCCGUCGCAAUGUAUAGUGAAAAACGUCGUAAAACUCGAGCUAGUGCUCUGAAAGUUAACUCUUCAUUUUUCGAUUUUCCGCAAUGGUUUUGUUUGUAUUGGUGACAACAUCUUUAUUUUUUUCGACUCUGAUGCCAGACAACAUCAUUGAAACGGAUAUAAAAACCACUCGAUAACAAGUUAUUCCUGAGUCAUAGCGUUUCAUGUCAUGAAAAUCAAUAAAAUAAAAUGGUGUUGAUAUCAAUACAAUUAUUAUUUUUACGUUCAACUUGAACAUUGGUUAAGAAAAUUGCAUUGCAGAGCUCGGAACACUGCCACGUCUGCCCAUGCUUUCAAAAAUAGUAAACGGAAAAAUAUUACAUUCAAUCAAAAUUCCUCGGGCAACGAAGAGAAGGGUUAAGGCUCCCCAACGUGAGUAUGUGAAAACAAUACGAUCAACGAAGGAAAAUAUUGAGGAAUUAUCAAUAUCGAGUUACUGUGCGGAAGAACUUGUUGAUAACAAAAGAGCCCUAAUUCGCUUGUGUUAUAAAUUUGCUCAUGUUACGCUCAGAAUAUUACUUCAUAUGCAAAUACAGCUUCUAUAUAUAUAUUUCUUUUUGCAAUUGUUCAUACAUUUAAUUUCAGUAUUGAAUUGUUGUUUUUUCAAAUGUAUUCUAAGACUUGAGUCCUCGAAGCGCCACACAGUCUGAUAAGUGAAUUGAUCUAUUUACGUACAAAGAUCAAAACAAGCGAAACAAAUUACUCCUUUCUCACAAACACUUUUACCCCAUUUUUACACGUGGUUUUACCAAUACUACUACAAAGGAUUGCUUCCAUAUUUAGUGUGAUAUUUGAUGAUAUACUUUUAAUUUUCGCAUGCAGUGGAACAUCCUUAGUUUAUAGGGGAGCAAUAUACUUAUCCUUUCGAGAAUUGGAUACCGGAUCAACUGCGAACACGAAGAUCGGCUGCUCCUUUUUCAACUGACACGGCAAUCGUUUUGAGCGCUAAUCUCGCAGUACUUUGAUCCGUUCCGUUAUCAAAUAUCGCGUCAUCUUUGACCAAUCGAUGCAUGGGUGGAUUUCGAGAUUUAGCUUUCUCUGGUUUCCGGAUUGAUCUUACUAGAUUUCACUUCACUUUGUCCUUGACCGAUUUUAGCACAUACGUAUCUAUAAAUAGAUCUAUGAUGAUGCACUGAUGUACAAAUGGUAACGGAAGGGGUCAAGUCUGACGAAAAAGGCGCAGGCGGUAGUUGAUCCCAACUGUUUCCCUGUCCAAUCUUGCUCGGUGUGACGGGGCAUUGUCAUCAAGAAAAAUCACAUUGUGAUGCAUUUUUGGAUGCUCCGGUGUCUUCUUUCUGUUGCGGUUUUGCCGUGAGGUGGAUGUAGCCGAUUGAACAUGGUCAAAAAAAUAAUCUUUUGCGCUUAGGAUUCUUGACUUAUAUCCACUUUUCAUUUCCAGUCGCGCUUCAAUACAGAAAUUACUUUCUUUUGUACCUGGCAAGCAUAAUGUCACAAUUACUUUUCCGGUUUUAUUGGUGUCUGUCGGCCAAAUUUUGUGGAAUUCAUCGUACAACUUUUAAGAUCUUUCCCGUUUGCAACCAGGGGUCUGCAUAGUCAUAGUCAACUGAGGAUAGUCAGCUGACUAUCUGACUGACUAUAUCCGUAUUCAGUUAGUAUUGACUUUCGGCACCUUCACGCAAAUUCUCCGCCAAAACGACUAAACAGUCAGUCGGGCGUUUAGUCGCUAUCUCCCUCUACCGACUCGACUAAAUCAUUUCAUUCUUCCCAGUCAAAUUGUCCUCAUUACAUUUCGAAGUGAUUUCCCCAGAUGUAUGACACGAUUAUCGCUAUCUCACUCUACCUACCGUCACCGCCUAUUUCACUAUCCCUCUGCUGUAAAAGUUCAUCAUCGACAUCACGAUAUGUCAGAUGGUGGUAAAUUGGUAAUUCGCGAUAACGUCGACGUCUGGUGGCGACUUCAAGUUUGAGUCAUAAUUUGGGUCCCAAAAUCGUUAGUGUAAUCUCUACCAGAUUAGAAGACACGAAGCCGGUUUUCAAAUUUUAAAAUUUGAAUGAAAAUUUUCACAUUAUGUUAUUUAAUUAUUAGAAACACGUAUUUCUGACUUUCAUUCAACCAUAUGGUCAUACAAUUCCAACAUUGUUGCUAAUUUUUUUCUUUAUAAUAUAAAGUUGUCUUCAUAAACAUUUUUCGUAUGAGACUUUUUCCCCACCUGCAUACAAAAAUGUUUUUAAUUUAAACAGAAUACUAAUUUGAGAUGGGAAAGCUAAUUUUCAUUCAUAAUUUUAAUUUUGAAAACGUUCACUCCGACUGAAAACCAGCUGUUCUUUGACGCUCCCCUGAACUAGUAAACGAAGCUCACUGCCGUCAACGCGGAUCGCUGUUUUGAAGAAAACAAAUACUUCUGACGUGUGAGAUGUUGGCAUCAAAAACAUGGCGGGUGCCAUACGGCUGGAUUUCCCCAAAACGAAUUCGUUCCUCUCUUUCUCUCUCCCAUGUACCUGUGCAUGCAUCGAUGUUUGAGUUCAACGUGGUUUGACAUACGCUACAGGUGAGCUAGAUUCUUUUGUAUCGUACACGAAAAUUACUCACACGUAUAAAAUAGCGAGCAUUGUGUGUGUGUGCGCUAUUUACUAAUACUAACGCGAGGACCUUUCUAGCAUACUGUCUAAGCUCGUUGGUUUGUUUCACGAUGAGUAGACAAUAAACCGUCCAUUGAUGGGGUAACUUUUUUUUGCAUCAGAAAUCAUGUUUUCGUUCCUCCUUAUAUGAACGUAAAAAUAAGAUUGCGUACGCGGGUAUAAAUUUCGUUCCUAGGGGAGUAGAAAUGUCGAUUGAAGUCAGUUGAAUGAAGAGACAGAUUUGAAUGCAUUAGUCGAGUCAGUUAAAAUAACCACUGACUGGACUAGUUCACCAGUCAUCCUCGCUAGUCAACGCUAGUCAAUUCAUUUUCUAGUCGAGUCACUUUUUGUUGUGGGCGACUGCCGAAGCAGUUCUAGUCGAAGCGUAGCUACUAAGAGUAGAGUCUUUUUUUCACCUUCGAAGAUUUCGGGCCCUGUUUGCAACAGUCAAUUCGUCUGUGAGUUUCACCAUCGUGUUCGUUCAAGAAAGUUCAAGAAAGAAAGUUCCCAAGUGUACGUACUCCUCGGAUAUGCUUGGUAGAAUCUGAUGAAUUUUGGGAACUCAGUUUCGAUGCUGUCAUAGCUGGUUGUCCUUUCAGGUUUAUGGAUAAUUCAGUCAACUUUUGAUGGCACCGACGGUGGAGGUCGGCGUUAGAAAUCGAAUUGUCUGGCCAUCGAACGCGGAUGAUUAUCCCAGGCAACGAUUACCGACCAUUAGAUCUGGCUUGAGCACCAUUUUUUUCGGAGACCUUCAAUGGCACACCGAGUUUUCCUGGUCCGUGCGACUUUAUCUGUCUCGAUCACCAUCUAGCGUAAACUGGUUACUAAGAUAUAGAAAAGUUUCAGCCUUCUCAAUCUGCUGCUCAUACACCAUGAAACUGGAGGAAUUAUUUAUAAAUUUUUGUCCAAUUACUUGGGGUUUGUGAUUUUGACCAUGAGCCUUGCUGCCUCGGAGCCUUCGAGGUGGUCACCAAACUAGCUCUACAUAUGGAUCCACAUUCGGUAAGGGUUCCCUUCUUGGAAAUUUUCACUAAAGUCACAGUCGGCCAGAAAAGUUGCGGUUUUCUAGAUAUCGUUAGAGAGUUGAUCCACAUAAUAUUCUUAUGAUGCUGGAUCAGUUUUAACCAUCUCAGCAGUAUUGUAAUCGAUUCCUCGCGCGUUGUUGAAGUUCAUGCUUUUGAUAACGACUUCACUUUUAAGACACGGAAGGGCUGAUUGAAGUGUUCAGCUCAACGCUUGAGCUGAUAUGUACAAUCUGUCAAUACUGACCUGUCUUUUUAUGGCAUUCUGGCAUUUGUCCUGACAUCAUUAAAGCAGCGAGAAAUGUCCUACAACAAUCGGAUAUCACCAUUGGCGACAGCUCUUUCAUCCUCCUCGACUAGGGAGUUUAUCCAGGCUCUCUUGUCCCGUAUAUAAACAGUUUUAUCGUCUUCUUCAGUUCGGCGUAUCGUUGGUGGUUAGCUGCUUUAGCCGAUCUGGCACACGCCUUCCCAAUACCGGAUAGAGACUCUCUCCGUUCGAUCCUCCUGGUUUCAUCCAUCCCCUCCUCGCACUUCGCAGCUUACUGAGAGUUCUAUCACUCGUAGUGACAAAGCCUUUCUGAAAGCUUGUCCAUUGUUCUUCGUCCACGUUCUAUUGACUGGUAAUUCCCAGGCUCUGGAUUCAAGUUGCUCGGCGUAAGCCCUGUCCUACUUCUCUUGGAUUGUCCAGCUUGCGGAUAUUGUAAUAACGAGAUGGUGAUCAGAUGAAUUGUCGGCACUACUCUUAUUGCGGACAUCAAGAAGGCUCAUUCUUCACUCUCGGAUGAUCCAAAUGUGGUCAAUUUGGUUUUCUGUUCCUUCCCGGGAAACCCAAGAGCGCUGAUUGACGACUUCGUUAUGGGGUGCGCUUUCUUUCGAAUGCCAAAGUAUGGCAGGGCUUGGUCGAAUGUUGUCUUAUGUUUUCCAUUGUUCAAACAACGAACUUCGCUCAGUCGCACGAUGUAGAGCUUUAGGCGGCUUACUUCCCUAGCUAGUUGAGCCAGCUUAUCCUGUUGGGCAAGCGUCAGUGCGUCACAUGUUCUGAUUCGUUUCCAUGUUGUUUGGACUGCUCAUCCUGGAGAUUUGACACAUCGAGGUGGGCUAAGCGCUUGUGAAGACGUCAACUCUCCUCUCAAAAGUAGUAUUGGAGCUAUUAUGGCAUUUUAUGAAUAUCGUGUAGAACCCACUGCGCGUUCCACCGCACUCACCUACAUUCCUACUGCUUGUUCGGGGGUGAUAAUACCUAACCUUCGUAUCUAGAAGCCGUUCGGCUAUCUAUAACCCGCGAACCUGUCAAGUACCGUAUAAUUGGACUCUUGUACGUUGUUAUAUGUUAACUACGUCGCGGGCAGAUCCAUCGAACAUGCUUACAGUAAAUAUCCACAUACAAACGAUAAGUUUCUGGUAAAAUUUCCUUUUUAUUAGGAUUUUGAUUUUCAAUUCGAUCAAAUUACUCGUCGGUUAUAUUUCAAACAUAUGUCACACUCAGCAUUUGACAGCUGACACAAAGUACUAUCGAAUACAAGUUUCUCAAUACACACCCCAAAAGCGGUGAUACUCGCGAACCUCUGGGAAGAAGGGGAGUGAUAGUCUCACACCCAAUAUUUUUUUUUUUUUUUGUAGAUGCAUAUUCUAUACCAGGGGUUUUCAAAUGGUGCCCGCGGGAAAUUUGUGCUCCGCGAAGUUAUAGCAAAUGCUCCCACUUGAAAACCCUCCUUGAGAAAAACAUUCUUUAAUUUAAUUUCACUGGGCAUAUAGUGAUUUAUCUUGUUUACUCCGGGUCAGAUGUCGUGUAACUAAGAUGCGUAACGGAAAUUGAGUUGUUUCCUGUUGGGAAAUGGCAAUGCAAAUAAAAUUUGUUCUAUUGAUUGAAAAAUUCAGGUGCUCCGUCAAAAUGUUUUGCCAUAAAAAGUCCUCUGCAAUAAAAAAAAAUCUGACAACCCCCGUUCUAUACGGUAAUCGUUCGAUAACUGGGCGAACGUUAACUGGGCAGUUACAGCAGCAAUUUGUAAAUAGUUGAUGUCAUAUUCAAUUUGAAGAUUUGCCCUGAGGGACAUUCGAAGGUAAUUUGGAAGGUUAUGAAAAUUGACAUUAUUUUCGCAUAAAAAAACUUCACAGAAAAAUAAUUUCCCCAAAUUAUUUAUCAUACAUGUCGUUUUGCAUUGAGUGUGACAGUUAGAAAGCAGUUCAGUUAAAGUUCAGUUCAGUUAUCGAAUCGAUUUUUACCCAAUUUAUCCUUUUUCACGAUCAACGCAAAUCAAACAAUUAUUUGAAUUUCCCCUUUUUUUUCGACGUUUUACAUGUAGAUCCAGUUAGCAAGCGAAUAUCGAUAACUGGGAUGUAUUUCUCGCCCAGUUACCAAACGAAUAGUCUAUUUACUUGUUAUAUCAGUCCUAGAUUGUCUCCAAAACAUUGUAAUGUUGUGGCAGCAUAAGAACAUCAAUUACCCAAGGAAAAAAAACAAUUCAUUUCAUCAAUUACAUCACAAUACCUUCUACAAACAUGCCCACUACAAAGUCCGCAAAAGUUUAAUUCUCAAAUGGUCCAUAUGGAAGAAAGUAGCGAAACGAUACGCAUAACUCCAUCGGAAGCGAAUGCUAAACAGCGGAGUGGAAACUCCUUCAUCGGGGGGCACGCUUCCAUCGCUUUGCGAUGAAGCCUGCUGCUUUUGUACAUUUUGAAAGUUGUGAGAGAGCGAAUCCAGAUACAAGUUAUUACUAUUAAUACUAAAAAGAAGAAAAAAGGAAAGAAAACAGUAACAGUGGUAAACAGAUACAACAAAUAACAAAAAAAAACAAAACAACUGAAUAAUAUAUAUAACAUUUAAAGUUAGCUGAAGAUCGGUGCUUUUUCAGAAACAAGGGAAGAACUUGAAAAAUCUACAUUAUUUAUAGGUUUUUCGAACAAAAGUUUAACUCUUUAUCUCAGAUUUAAGGAUAACCAAGUACAUUUAAUGAAAACACUCGUAAUAAGAUUGCAACAAAAGAAGAUAUUUUAAAAUAAACAGAAAUAAGGAGAAAGGGGUGGAAGAAAAAAAACAGUGGAUGCAAAAACAAUAGCGGAUAGUUGAGAGAGGAAUGACAAAAAAAAACCCGAAGGAACAAUUUACGGUGGCCAAAAUGAAUCCAAAAAAUAAACAAUGAUACUACAACUACAAUUUACCCAGUUGACUCAGAUUUGCUACCCAAAACAGACUAAACACGAUGUAGACCGCUCCAAGUUCCAAAGUAGCAGUUUAGCUUCAGUUUUUGACUCCUAUCGAAUCCACGAUAUCUCAAACAAAACAAAAAACAAAAAUCGUAUAACGAUUGUGACCAGGAAAAACAGAGAGAGAGAGAGAAAAAAAGAAAAAAUAGCACAAAAACCAUAGUUUUAAGGCCACACACCACAUCUAAGGGAUAAGAUUUAUGAAACCCACGGUCGGAGCCUUCCGUGAGCAUCAGCAGUUCGUUGUUAAUUUUUUACGUCGUGUAUUGAGAUGCAAUAAUCUGUGCAAAGCCUAAUCAGACUAGGGAGCGAAAAGAAUGUUUACCCCACCGUUUUGUUUGUACCUUUCUGCGACCCGACCCGAAUUUUCGUUGGUUGAAACCUAUUGCGUUUUUUUUUUGUUCACGUAGCUCUUUUCGCAGCAGUUUCGAGGCUCAUACGUAAAAGUGAUGUCUGUUAUCCUUAUUAGUUUUGUUUGUAUGUUGUAGUCCGCGGAGAAGAAGAAGAAAAAAAUGUGUACUGUGUACAUUGGAGAGAUGAAACAAAAAAGAAACGUGUAAUAAAUAAAAAGUUUUCUAACGAAAAUAAUUGCAGAACAAAAAAAAUAAUCAAAUGUUUUAUUUGAAAGCGACACAAUACUCGGAACAAUCGAGUAGCAACCGCGCCGUAGGAAAAGUAGUAGCAUGUUGACAAUUUUACAAAAUUUCGCUCUGUUGUGUUUUUGCUUGUUGGAAACGAGGACUGAAUUUCCGGACGCUUGCAAGUUUUUUCUAAGCGCUGUCAAAAUCAAGGAAUCUAGUUGCAAUCAAUGUUAGCGUUAAUUUAAUUUCUGUGUCCAGCAAAUAUUAGUAAUAAAAGCCAAACCAAGAAACAAUUUGUAAUCGCUCGUAAGAAAAUUACUGUGAGAGAAGAGCAUUGACUGAUUAAACAUAGUGGAAUAGCGCAAAUUGAAGAACGCUCUGAUUAGUUUUAACCGUUGGCGUGGCAGUUUUUAGUUGAAUGUCUUUGUCAAAUUAUGGCGAACAAACAUUGUCAAAAAAAAAAUGAGUCAUCAGAUUUAGGAACAAAAACAAAGAUUGGAAUUGCUGGUUUUUAGGGAGGAAAAAUUAUUGAAUCCAUUAGGCGCGAAGCAGUGUACAUAGGAAACUUUUGUAUUGGAAGUUUAUGCUAAACUACGAUAAGAUAACAUCAUGCAGUAAACAACACACACACAGACACACCUGCGAAUAAUAAUUCUAGGAAGCAUCAUUAGCUUGUAGGAACCAAACAGUACUGAAUUUGUAUAAACUUGAAUACUAACUACAGCAAGUAAUCUUUAAAAUAACAGUUUAAAACAAAAUACGAUAAUAACUAUUGAAGCGGCAAAGCUAUGGACGAAUUCUUUAUAAAAAUAUGAAAAAUAUCAUUGAAA
Molecule: messenger RNA, 18831 nt
Organism: Toxorhynchites rutilus septentrionalis
Lineage: Eukaryota; Metazoa; Arthropoda; Insecta; Diptera; Culicidae
Gene: Blimp-1
Product: PR domain zinc finger protein 1
Exons: 7
Coding region: 1380-4457 (1025 amino acids)
Biological process (GO): cell fate commitment; regulation of transcription by RNA polymerase II
Cellular component (GO): nucleus; cytoplasm
Molecular function (GO): DNA-binding transcription repressor activity, RNA polymerase II-specific; RNA polymerase II cis-regulatory region sequence-specific DNA binding; histone deacetylase binding
Source: RefSeq, a predicted model, not a curated record